Messenger RNA from Aspergillus sclerotioniger CBS 115572, 698 nucleotides. RefSeq lists its product as uncharacterized. Lineage: Eukaryota; Fungi; Ascomycota; Eurotiomycetes; Eurotiales; Aspergillaceae. The coding region runs from base 32 to 424 and encodes 130 amino acids. The transcript has a single exon. The record is from RefSeq and is a predicted model, not a curated record.
AGAUAGGGAUUCCCCGGUCAGGUGUGGUCAGAUGUUCGGCGUAAUAUUACGGGGUAACUUACCGGGGCCUCGUGAUCUUGGCAAAGUUGCCGGCGUUGUAGUAGUACGGACUCGUCACUCUCCUUCUCUCUCCUUCCAACUUCCCUCUCCCCAUCUCUCUCUCUCUCUCUCUCUCUCUCUCUCUCUUCUUCUCCCCUCCGUCUGUUCGUGGCUUCGUCUGUCCGUCGCUCCCCAUUGCCUUUCAUGGCCCGUCUAUUUCAGCUGCGCCUCCCCGGAAAUGAUCGUCUGGAUUCCCGCAGAUCCAGUUCGACUUCCACGGUUACCGGCUUCUGACCCGGUGGGGAUUCGAGAGCAUAGUUAUCAGCUCGCCAUCUCAGAGUGGGUUCGGGGUCUCAAUGAGACAUUCCUGAGUCCUGACAUUUGACAGGGACAGGCUGCCACCUGUCUUUCUGGUUUUGGGGAUGGCGACUCAUUCAGGAACGAGAUCCGCCGCUGGAGCCCCAGUGUGGCGGUGCUAUCGGCGAUCAAUGUGGCGCCGAUGUGCCCUGGGCGCCCCUCCAUUGCCCGGUCUGCUCCCAAGUCCCAACACACAACGCACCAUUGUGGCCCGGAACCAUUCUCCAUCGACCGCUAUCCACUUUGCCUGGAUUUGACGGGCCUGUCAUAGUGUAUCGUCGCGAUUUUAUCGCCCCAAUAUC